AUGGCAUACACCCCGAGAGGCGACUCCAUCGCCAUCGGAGACCUCAAUCUCCAGGAUAACGGCUCGGACGAAGUUCCUUGGCCCGGUAAUACGUAUAUCAUUCAGGACAGGCGCUCUAAGCGAUCAAUUUACUCAUAUAAUGGCAUCUCAAUGACCAGCGGCACCGGCGGCUACAGCCAUUGGCUCUGCGUCGAAUCCCGUGGCUAUUUCGGAUUCUUCAACAAAGAAAACAACCAAUACCUAAGCUUUCAAAAUGACCGCAUACAGAUGGCAUCCGACUUCGGCUCCAGGGAAUUAUUUUCGCCAAGAAGGCAUCCAAUGGGGGGAUAUCUGUUAAUGGUUCCGCAUGGCAGCGAUACGCUGAAGCAAGUGGGGAUUCUCUGUGAUGAAACAACACUCGUUGCCAGGCAUCAUGCUGGGGCCAUUUGGGAUUUCAUUCAAGUAUCAGAAUUGAGAUGA
This is a messenger RNA of Trichoderma harzianum CBS 226.95, 459 nucleotides long. RefSeq lists its product as hypothetical. Bases 1 to 459 code for a protein of 152 amino acids. The record is from RefSeq and is a predicted model, not a curated record. The transcript has a single exon. Lineage: Eukaryota; Fungi; Ascomycota; Sordariomycetes; Hypocreales; Hypocreaceae.